Uloborus diversus is the source of this 1833-nucleotide messenger RNA. Its product is annotated as zinc finger and SCAN domain-containing protein 5B-like. Lineage: Eukaryota; Metazoa; Arthropoda; Arachnida; Araneae; Uloboridae. The coding region runs from base 1 to 1833 and encodes 610 amino acids. Gene Ontology annotation, biological process: regulation of DNA-templated transcription. The record is from RefSeq and is a predicted model, not a curated record. The transcript has 8 exons. Gene Ontology annotation, molecular function: RNA polymerase II cis-regulatory region sequence-specific DNA binding; DNA-binding transcription factor activity, RNA polymerase II-specific.
AUGAAUGAAAAGCAAGUGAAUGAAAAGGUUUUUCCAUGUUCAGAGUGUAAAGAAAAUUUUCCUACUUCGGUAUUGCUGAAGAGACAUCAAGUAUCAUGUUCUAAGAAGAAAGCAGAAGUUUCGCCAAAAAAAAGAGCAAGUCCUUCAGAUGAUGUUGAAGAAAUAGUAGUGAAAAAGAAGAAAAUUGAAGAACCAGUUUAUGAUGUUGAAGAAGGUUCUGAUGUGGAUGAAAGCUCUGAUGUUGUUGUUCCAAAUGAGAAAGGAAAUAAGAAGGGUAUUCUUCAGGCAUUUAUGUCAAGCAAAGUGCAGUCUCUCUUAUCUUCUGCUAAUGCCAAAUCAAUACAAAAAGAUAAUUCUUCUGCAGAAAAGCAAGAUCUUACUGAUAAAUCUGCAGAGAAGGAUAAAGUUUCUAUUUGUGCAUCAAGUUUGCGAAAAAAUAUUGCAUUAUCACUGCAGAAAAACAAGUCUUCCGAAAGCAAAUCCCGUAACCGAAAGUCUGAUCAUUGUGAAGCAUCCCAACCUGCAGUUCCUGUAACCUCUUCACUUUCUGAGAAAGAUGAUGAUCCGGAUAGUUCCAAUUCUGUUCAGAAAAAGAAGAGAGGUAGGCCAUCAAGACGUCAACCUGAGGAGCAAAAUCAAUCUUCGGACAUUUCUGCCAACAAACAGAGUAAAACUGAAGAUCCUAAAAGUAAUGCUCUGGCAACUACUGAAAAAUCAUCCAAGCAAAUUGAAAAGCAAAGAAAAAAUGAACAACCUGUCAAGCCAUCUAAAAAAGUGAAUGAAGAAAAAACGACUGAAAAUAAUGCUGACACUGUUGUAAAAGUUCAUGAAGAGAAGCAAGCAUCUAAAUCAGCUGCUAAAGUUGUAUCUAAAGGAAGAAGAGGUCGUAGACCAUUGCGUAAAAAAGACGACAAACCAAAUAGUGUGAAGUCCACAAGUGCUAAAUCUUCAAAUGAUAUCUCUCAAGCAUCAAGUCAGGAUGUGGAGAUUGAUGUUCCAACAUCUGAUGCCAAUGAAAUAGCAGUUGUCGAUAAACAAGUUAACAGUAAGCAAGCUUCUAAAAGUGUUGAUCCUUCUUCAGGUCAUAAUGGACCUAAUAUACAUUUUGAUGAAUCUAGAAAUGAUAUUGAUGACCCUCCUGUUGUGACUAAUGGCUCAUCUGAUGCUGCCAACGGUUCUGUUGAAAUUCUUACUCAAUCUGAAACUACUACUUCCAAUAACGAAGAUGCUAGAGCCUUUAUGGUGGACCUUCUUACUGAUUAUUCAUCUCUAGAUACAACUGCACCAGCCAUUAAGGCUGAAAAACCUGAUCCUUCUGAAGAUCCUGGAGCUUUAGAUCGCUUACCAAAUCAAACAAUUUUUACUUGUGCUGUGUGUCAUAAAAAUUUUACUAGAAAGUUUCACCUUGAUCGACAUUUACGCAUAUCAAGGUGUUCUGGUUUACCCAUGCCAUCAUUUCCUUGUGAAUUGUGCAAUCGAGUUUACACCAGAAAGGAUAAUCUUCGGGAGCAUCUUCGUUCCCACACUGGUGAAGUUCAACGUAGAAAAAACCAUAAAUGCCAAUUUUGUGACAAAGCAUUUCAUGGACAAUCAUUACUGGCUAUUCACAUCCGCAAGCAUACUGGAGAAAAGCCAUUUGAAUGUGAUUUUUGCCCAAAAAAAUUUCCGUCUGCUGGUGCUUUAUCAAAACAUCGCUUGACUCACACAGGAGAGAGACCCUAUUCUUGCAAUGAAUGUGGACGCAGUAAUUCAUCUGCGUUGCCAUUACAAGGAGAUGUUUUAAAACUUCAAAGAAUGAAAGAGAACAUGUUUUAUGAUACUAUAAGGCCAUGA